Messenger RNA from Gavialis gangeticus (Gharial), 3003 nucleotides. It is a transcript of the gene AIDA, whose product is annotated as axin interactor, dorsalization associated. Lineage: Eukaryota; Metazoa; Chordata; Crocodylia; Gavialidae. The record is from RefSeq and is a predicted model, not a curated record. Gene Ontology annotation, molecular function: phosphatidylinositol binding. Gene Ontology annotation, biological process: determination of ventral identity. The coding region runs from base 16 to 921 and encodes 301 amino acids. The transcript is spliced from 10 exons. Gene Ontology annotation, cellular component: membrane.
GGCAUUGGUGUCUGCAUGCUGCACGGUGGGAUUCUUUGUGUUGUUCCUAGUUUACCAAAAUACUUUCCUUUUUUCUUUUUUUCUUUUCCCUCAUCCAGAUUAGCACGACAUCUACAGAAAGAGGCCCAGUCUCAACACAAUAAUUCAGAAUUCACAGAAGAUCAAAAGAAAACCAUAGCUAAAAUAGCAACAUGCUUGGAAUUGCGAAGUGCAGCCUUGCAGUCUACACAGUCACAGGAGGAAUUUAAACUGGAGGAUCUGAAGAAAUUAGAACCAAUCUUAAAGAAUAUUCUCACCUAUAAUAAAGAAUUCCCUUUUGAUGUUCAGCCUGUCCCACUCAGGAAGAUCUUGGCACCUGGAGAAGAAGAGAACUUGGAAUUUGAGGAAGAUGAUGAUGAAGGUGGGGCUGGAGCAGGGUCUCCAGAUUCCUUUCCUGCUAGAGUUCCAGGAGCAACUGAAGGAACUCUAUUACCCAGGCUGCCAUCUGAACCCGGGAUGACAUUACUUACCAUCAAAAUUGAGAAGAUUGGUUUGAAAGAUGCCGGUCAGUGCAUUGAUCCUUACAUCACAGUUAGUGUAAAAGAUCUCAAUGGGAUAGAUCUCACCCCUGUACAGGAUACUCCUGUGGCUUCAAGGAAAGAGGACACGUAUGUUCAUUUCAACGUGGACAUUGAGAUCCAGAAACAUGUUGAGAAACUAACUAAAGGUGCAGCUAUUUUCUUUGAAUUCAAACACUAUAAGCCUAAGAAAAGGUUUACCAGCACCAAGUGCUUUGCUUUCAUGGAGAUGGAUGAAAUUAAACAUGGAGCGAUUGUUAUAGAACUGUACAAAAAACCCACUGACUUUAAAAGGAAGAAACUGCAACUGUUGACCAAGAAACCACUGUAUCUUCACCUCCAUCAAACAUUGCACAAGGAAUGACCCUUUUGUGAGACUUCUAUGACCUAAACCACUUGCUACAAAUCACAGUAUCUCUGCAUUUGUGUGUUUGUGUAGCACACUCAUCAUUCAGCAGGCAGGCCAGUGGCUGUACUCAGGCCAGGAGGCCAACUGGGACCAUCACAUACUGCACAGCAAUACCACAGAGUCAAAUGUCAAGCCUACCCUUCAAGUACAAGUUUAUUCCUGUACCUUCUGGAUACAGGUCUUAUCCCAAGUGUUCUAAAGAAGCUUUUGACUGAUUUCUCUGCAUAAUUGAGCAGUUCAUAAAAAAACAAAAAAAAAAACCACUGCAAACUUCAGUUUUAUACCUUACCAUUGUACAUUUAUACUUUUCCCCCUCAAUCUCUACUAAAGAUGGAAGGGUGUCUCUUUUGCCAAACCUGAUACAGCAAUAAAGACACGGCAGGUUAUGUAACCCGCUGACAUUUUGCUGUGCUAUUGCAGCACUCUCAUCAGCAUAUGAGUCCUCUCCUUGGAUUGAUUGGGAAGGUAGGGGGAAGUGAUGCUAGAAAGGGAGUUUUCAAAGAUGAAUGUUAGUGCUGUGCCUGAGAGAGGUUAAAAAUAGGGAGGAUGCUGGUCAAAGAGAGACUCAAUCCAACAUAAAAAUGCUACCCUAGCAAAUUUGUUUACAAGCCUUAUUUUCUUAUCUGGCUCUGGGGAGUGAAUGAUGAGCUGCAAAGGAGACAACCCAAUGAUGGCAACUGAUUUCUCUCAAUCCUGUUCCUGUAGUAAUUUGAUAUACAUCAUCUGGUUUAAGUGACUUUCAGGUAAAACUUUCAUGUUAAGUGCUAGAAUAUAAAUUCUGAUUGCUCCCUUCAAUAGCUAAAUCUUUUUUUUUUCUUCCCAAUACUACUUUCCCACUUCCCCUAAUAAAAGUGGAUGGUAAGGGGAGAUAUUGGUUUGCUACACAGAUUUCAGUGGUAACAGGGUUGGUCCCCUAAUUGUCAACAAAGCCCAAAUUAUUAAUGGUGAUCUGGCUAACUCAAGCUAGUGACUGAAGAUGUAGCCUACAUCAGAAACUGCUGUUUUUCUGAAGCUGAUUGUGGAUCCUCGCGUACCAACCUCUGUUUGUAUGCAAGUCUGGAUAUUUACUUUGACAUUACCUUUUUUUAUCCAAGUAGGUAGAUAGGAUUACCAUUUAUUUUCUAUAUUAUUGAGAUUCAUAAUGUAAUAAGCUGCAGGUCAUUGGCUUAUUAUAACAUGAAUAUCUGCAUCCACCUUUUCCCUUAAAGGGAAAGGUAUAGAACCCAUUCAAACCUUUCAUAUAUUCAAUGAGUGGAAUAUUUAAUACAGUACUUUAAGGUCUGUGCUUCAUGUGUAUCUUAAGUAGCGCCUACAUACACUUUGCUAUGUUAACAGAAGACCCGGCACCAGGACAAUGCAGGGUUAAAUGUUAGCUUUAAUAAUGUGGAUGUAAAUAUGCUAGUUAUUCUUUUCCUUCUCUACCAUGUAACUAGCUCUAGAAUACUGUUUACAGUGAGUAAAAUGAAAAAGAUUUCGCACUGCUCGUGGCCUAUUCAGCUGUUUGCUGGAGUGUUCCUUUUGGCCUAUUGAAGGGAACUGUGACUCACCAGGUGGUUAAAAACAGGGUAUGUCUGAAGUUGGAAGCUGAAAUUUCAUCUUGUCUUCUUCCCUUUCUGCUGUUGUGGCAUAAUUGUGAAAGAAUUAACUUCACCGAUCAAUUAUUUUGUAGUUUUUCCCAACACCAAGCAUACUUGACUGGAAUUUCACUAAUGGUUGAAGAGCUUAACAAGUGCAGUUUUCGUUUCCUGUUAACAGUUCUUAAGGGAACCCAGUUUUAACCUUUUAGAACAGAGUAUUAAGCUGUAAACACAAACACUAAACUGGUGAUUGAUUUAUAAUAUGUGUAAAUAAAUGGACAAUGGUGUUCCUCCACUGCGUAUCUCAUAGCAUUGGAAGGCUAAAUGCUCACUAAAAUCACAGGAUCUUUUGGCUACAGGAAUACAACUUUUCUUUCCAUAAUACAAAAAUAUGUAUAGCCCCAAUCAAGGAAAGCAAUUGGUUAACCUCUGAGAAUAUGAAUAAACCCAGUUAAGUCAA